Messenger RNA from Acanthamoeba castellanii str. Neff, 321 nucleotides. RefSeq lists its product as uncharacterized. Lineage: Eukaryota; Discosea; Longamoebia; Acanthamoebidae. The record is from RefSeq and is a predicted model, not a curated record. Bases 1 to 321 code for a protein of 106 amino acids. The transcript has 3 exons.
AUGCCCACAGUGGCCGAGGAAGCGCGCCACCUCGUCUCGGUAGCGGGGCCACGCGCCCUGCCCAAGUCCCUCCCCGCCCAGCCCACGCUCAAGGAGCUCGCCGCCCGCGUCCUCCUCACCUCUCCUCAUCAGCCGCGCUUGCCGGUCGAUCUGGAGCGCUACCUGGACGAGCACGCGCGGUGCUCUGUCUGCGGGCGCUUCGUGUGGGCGGUCUUCGUGGAGGAGCUGCGCUAUCGCGUCAUCCGCUUCCGCCACAUGCCGGUCGUCUAUCGCUGCUGCUCCCUCACCUGUCUGCAACGCAUCGACGACCACCCCACAUGA